GGGACGGAAGCAGCCGCCUUUUCCCUUCCUCCAUUCCCUCCUUCUGACCCGGGGGAAAGCGGCCGUUCCCUCAUCCGGCUCAUUUUGGGACUUCGGGGGCAAGGGAUCCGGAGGAAGGGGCGGACGGGGCGACUCGCUGUAAUUGGUUUUUUGGCGCCAGGAAACUUUGGAAAGAGUUCCUGUUGCGAGGUUGGAGUGAGUUUGCUGGAGUGGAGACCUCCAAUCUCUUCUCCGCCGUUGAAGGAUGAGGUCCCCCCACCCCAGUAUCCUGUAGGAGCUCCCGAGAGAUCGAGAAAUGGGGCGAGGAGCGUAGUCCGGUUAUUUGGGAUGAGAAGGGUAGCCUAGGGAUUUGCAAUGCAAUGCCAGCCGGCUUCUUCCAUUUCCCGCCCCUCAAACGACUGAAAAUAAGCAUCAGCAGGGUAUUUUUGCUGCCUUGCAUGCCCAGGAUCGCAUCCUUAAUGGCACUUGUGCAUGGAACAGAGCAGAACCGAAAACACAAACCAAAAUCCCUCCAAUUUCAGUGCGGGAGGGAUGGUCAUCUAUAAUAGUAAUUGCAGUCUAAUGAGCAUCCUUGCAUGUGGAGUAUAAGUGCAGAUUCAGGCCUGUGCAGUGUAAAACAGAGCGAAAAAACCAGUUUAUUGGUGAUUCUGGAAAAUAUUUUAAGGGGGGGAUGCAGCCCCUAUCUUAGCCACCUCUGCUCAGUCUUACAGAGUUCAAUCAAAUUUACAUACACAAAAAAGGUGCAUAGGAUUAAAGUCCCAAUUUGCCUGUGCUAAAUGAAAUGUGUGCAAACUGAGAUUUCCCUAAACUGAAAGUUGAAAACUUGGAGAUUUUAUCAGCAGUACUAACAGCAGUUGCAUGGAAAGUCUAAAAAAACAAGCAGCCCAAAAAGAAUCUGGAUGCUUGUAGCCAAUAAGAGGAAAUGGGGCUUGGUUGGGGACAAAAGUGGACACCCCAGCCCCGGGCAAUGUGACUGAUGCUGUGACAUCAAUAAUUAAAGUGUGAUAAAUUGAAUAUUAUGAUGCUGCUUCCUAUUAGUUAAUAUCCCCUCUCCCAAAAGGGAAACCUUCAAUAUGGGAACUGCUUCAUCCUUGGUAAGCCCAGUAGGGACUGUUGGGGAGGUGAUUGAAGACACAUAUGAGGGAGGUGGGGGUGAAGCCUGCGAGAUUCCCGUGGAGGUGAAACCCAAAGCCCGCCUUCUGCGCAGCUCCUUCCGUCGCGUGGGGACAUCACGGCCUGGAGGUCUUAUUGGUGCCAGCUUCAAAUCAACUGUCUCUGUACAAGAGCUGGAGUGUAUGGCAGAGUAUGAACGCCUGAAGAAAGAAUACGAGAUCUUCCGUAUCAGCAAGAACAAUGAAGUGGCAUCGAUGAUGAAGAAAGAGGCCAAACUGGAUAAGGAAAACAAGCGCCUGCGGGCAGAGCUGCAGGCACUUCAGAAAACAUAUCAGAAAAUACUCAGAGAGAAAGAAAGUGCUUUGGAGGCUAAAUACCAAGCCAUGGAGAGAGCUGCUGCAUUUGAACAUGACCGAGAUAAAGUCAAGAGACAGUUCAAGAUUUUUAGAGAAACCAAGGAGAAUGAAAUCCAGGAUUUACUGAGGGCAAAACGAGAGUUGGAGGCAAAAUUACAGCGGCUGCAAGCUCAAGGCAUCCACGUUUUUGACCCUGAGGAGACAGACUCAGAUGAUAGCUGUACAGAAGCUGCUGCUGCUGGAGCUCAGGCUGAGUACUGGGCUGGUGGAGCCCUGGGAAGUGAGCCAUCCAUGGGCAGUAUGAUGCAGCUUCAACAGUCUUUCAGAGGCCCUGAGUUUGCACACAGUUCUAUUGAUGUGGAAGGGCCAUUUGCAAAUAUUAACAGAGAUGAUUGGGAUGCAGCUGUUGCCAGUUUGUUGCAGGUCACUCCACUGUUUUCCCACUCUUUGUGGAGUAACACAGUAAGGGUGUAUCUCAUUAAUACACAGGAGACGCAGUCAGAAGUAGACAUCUUCAUGCAGAAAUACUCCCCAAAACUUCAGAAUUAUUGUGAGACCAUGGAGUACUUCUUCCAAGCUAUCCAUUUCCCAGUAGAAACUGGAAGUCCUUCCCAGUCUGUGAGGAAAUGGGAAAUCGAGAAAAGUUCUUUAACUAUUUUGUUCUUGAAUUUAACUUUGCCAAGUUGUCUGCUGGAGGAGUGUGAAGAGGCGUUUUUGAAAAACCCGGAGGGAAAGCCCCGUCUUCUUUACCACCGUCUGGAGGAGGGCCAAACCAGCUCAGAUUCUGCGCAGCAGUUACUUGAACAAGUUCGUCAUGUGAACAAAGCAAAGAUCAUCAGUCACAUGGGAGGGCCAGAAGAGGGAGCAUGUGCAGUCUACAGUUAUGUGGAGAAGACCAUAAAGCAGGAUAUCCUAGGCUGUGAAACGGCAGAACAGGAAAGGGAAGAUGCACCUGACGAUGGUGACUCCUCUGUUCCCGAAGAGGAAAUCUUUGGUGAUGUCCUGUGGGAUGCACACGAUGAGCAAGAACAGAUGGAGGCUUUCCAGCAGGCUUCCAAUUCAACGUGUGAGCUUGGAUUUGAGAAGUAUUAUGAACGCCUAAACGACUUAGUGGUGGCACCAGCACCUAUUCCACCCCUUCUUGUAUCUGGAGGACCUGGCUCUGGAAAAUCUCUUCUACUAUCAAAAUGGAUUCAACUGCAACAGAAGCACUCAUCAAAUACACUAAUUCUGUAUCAUUUUGUUGGGAAACCUACAUCAAGCAGCGCAGAGCCUGCCCUGAUUCUCAAACGGCUCACAUUGAAGCUUAUGCAGCAUUCCUGGUCAGUUUCACCCGUGACACUGGAUCCUGCAAAACUAUUAGAAGAAUUUCCUCGUUGGCUGGAGAAACUCUCUGCUCACCAUCAGGGCAGCAUUAUAAUAAUUAUUGACUCUAUUGACCGAAUCCAGCAAGCGGAAAAACAUAUGAAGUGGCUGAUCGACCCUUUGCCCGUGAAUGUCAGAGUUGUAGUAUCGGUGAAUGUUGAAACAUGUCCGCAAGCAUGGAGGCUGUGGCCAACUCUUCACCUUGAUCCACUCAAUAUGAAUGAUGUGAAAUCUCUCAUUAAUGAAGAAUGCAGCUUUGCAAAUCUGAAGCUGACUGAAGACCAGGAGAAGAAGCUUGAGAAACACUGUCAUUCUAGUACUACUUGCAAUGCUCUCUAUGUCACUCUGUUGGCUAGAAUGGUGGCUGGUGCUGGAAGCAUAGAAAGUAUUGACAUAAUCUUACAGAAGUGUUUGCUGUGCCAAGACACAGUGUCGCUGUACAAGCUAGUUCUGAAAUCCAUUCAAGAAUCUUUGAAAAGUGAGAAAGACAAAGACUACUUGAAAGAGAUUCUUUGCCUCAUCAGCAUCAGCCACAAUGGAGUGAGUGAAUCAGAACUAAUGGAACUCUGUCCUGAGCUCUCCUGGGCAGUUCUGGCCUCGGCAGUUCACAGUCUGCACAAGAUGUGCUUUUUAACGUAUGGUUGUGGCUUGUUGAAGUUUCGUCACCUACAGGCUUGGGAAAUGGUAAAGCUGGAGUAUACGGAAGCAGGUCACAGUGCUUUUGCUUUCUGCCGAGAAAAACUGAUUGACUACUUCACCAGGCAGCUCAGUCAAGAAAGAGUGACUUGGAGAAGUGCAGAUGAACUCCCCUGGCUGUUCCAGCAACAAGGUGACAAGCAGAAAUUACACGAGUGCCUCUUGAAUCUGUUUGUAUCCCAGAACCUUUAUAAAAGGGGCCAUUUUGCAGAACUGCUGAGCUAUUGGCAGCUUCUUGGAAAAGAUAAGAAUUCCAUGGCAGCCGAGUAUUUUAGCUCCCUGAAGCUAUUUGAGAAAAGCUGUGAGAAAGAAGAAGGUAUGAUCUCUCUGGCUGACAUUUACGAGACUCUGGGACGGUUUCUUAAAGACCUGGGUCUUCUUAGUCAGGCCAUUGCUCCUUUGCAGCGCUCCCUGGAGAUUCGAGAGACCGCCCUCGAUCCAGACCACCCUAGAGUAGCCCAGUCUCUCCACCAACUAGCAGGCGUUUACGUGCAGUGGAAGAAGUUUGGUAAUGCCGAGCAGUUAUACAAGCAGGCUCUCGAAAUCUUUGAAAAUGCUUAUGGAACUGAACAUCUCAGGGUUGCUCGCGAACUCGACGCUCUUGCAACGUUGUACCAGAAGCAGAACAAGUAUGAACAAGCUGAACAUCUAAGGAAAAAAUCAUUCAAAAUUCAACAAAAAGCUGUGAGGCGAAAAGGCAGCCUGUAUGGAUUUGCUCUUCUUCGCCAACGAGCCCUGCAGUUAGAGGAGCUCACGUUGGGGAAAGACUCAUCUGACGGUGCUCGAACUCUCAACGAACUUGGUGUUCUCUACUACCUUCAAAAUAAUCUUGAGACAGCAGAACUUUUCUUGAAACGGUCCCUGGAAAUGCGAGAACGGGUUCUCGGUCCUGAUCACCCAGAUUGUGCCCAGUCUUUGAAUAAUCUAGCAGCUCUUUACAAUGAGAAGAAGCACUAUGACAAGGCAGAAGAGCUGUAUGAAAAGGCACUGAAUAUCCGGAAGAGAGCACUGGCGCCUGACCAUCCGUCUAUGGCUUACACUGUGAAACACCUUGCUGUCCUCUACAAGAAGAUGGGAAAGCUUGACAAAGCCGUUCCUCUAUAUGAAUUGGCUGUUGAAAUACGACAAAAAUCUUUUGGUGCAAAGCACCCCAGUGUGGCUACUGCUUUGGUAAACUUGGCUGUUCUUUAUUGCCAAAUGAAAAAACACUUUGAAGCUUUGCCUCUUUAUGAACGGGCCUUGAAGAUUUAUGAAGACAGCUUUGGACGUAUGCACCCUCGUGUGGGAGAAACAUUAAAAAAUUUAGCAGUGUUGAGCUAUGAAGGAGGGGAUUUUGAGAAAGCUGCUGAACUUUAUAAGAGAGCGAUGGAAAUCAAAGAAGCAGAAUCAUUGCUGACCGGAGGGAAAGCAGCUUCCCGUCAUUCAUCAAGUGGAGACGCGGUCAGUUUGAAGAGCGUUUUCUCUCCCAACGUUUUCCUGCAGCAAGGGCAAAGGUGAUGCAAACCGACCCCUGCAGCCCAAGUCAUGUUGGGCAUCAAAGGCAUGUACUUAAGCUACAGUCAUUCAAAGGGUAGGAGAUAAAUGAACUCUGGUGACUCCACAGACAACUUAAGUGUUAGUGUUCACAUUCCUCUUACAUCACUUACAUGUGUUACAUGGAUUUGAGGACUUGGUGAUUUUUGUAAAUGACAUUAGUGGCUUCUAUAAUUUGAGACAUUAAUUCCAGAGGGAUUGCUACACUAGUCCCUUUGCAACAAAAAUAAGCAGGAGUCUAGUGGUGCCUUAAAGAUUAAUAAAAUUUUAUUUUAGCGUAAAGUUUCAUUGACUUCUUCCAAAUUACUGAAUUGUCACUAGACAGAAAGCUUUCUUAUUGCAUUGCAUUUACAUUGAGGCAACUAAGAAAGCUCCAGCGCUUGUCGACUACCUCUUUUAGAAACAUUUUGAAUGGCUUCACUUGACUUCUUCAAAAAGUCCUGCUCCCUUCUAGGAAAUAAUUUUGGAGCAGAUCAAUAGCUGGCAGAAGAAAUCAGGAGGCACAGAAAAUAUUUCAACUUAAACAUUUCACAUAUAUUCCUAUUUUCAUGCAUGAAUAGAUGUUUAUAUUUAAUGCUUAAUUUGCACAGGCUUUGAUGGAAAAAAUGUUCAUUUUACCAGUAUUAUUCUUGUUAGAAUCGGAUACUGUUCUUCCAAUAUUGGCUUAGAUCUGUAAGUGGAAAGCUAUCUGCUUGGUACAGGUUUUCCCUGCAGUCCAUUUUGAUACUGGAUAGUUCAUUCGUGAACCAGAGUCAAAAAGCCGCACUGGCUGGGAGGGUGGGCCUCAGGGAGAAGAGGGAAGGAAACGAAGUUAAUUUUGCCCCUUGCUCGCUACAGCCCUACACUGCCACCAUCAGCUGCAUGGCUUUCAGUUCAGUAGUUUCUGAAAUUAUUGGUGGAAAGUAGAAUCCAUAAACCUUUUGCUGAUGGUUGGUUAGCUGCAUGUUGCGCUGAGCAGAAUGGACAGGGUGUAAAAAGUGCUGGCCAUCAUAUAUAAAGUCCUUCAUGGCCUUGCACUCACAUAUCUGCAGGACCAUCUCACCCCUUAUGUUCUGCCCUGAUAACUGUGCAGAUCUAAUUGGCUCUUCUGCAAGUAUCACCUCGCAAACAACUGCCUGUAGACAUUUGUUUGCUGUAACAGCUCCCAAUUUAUGCAGUGCCUUGCCUAAAAAGUUCACAAAGGCUCUCAGACCUGUGGCAUUUAACAAUGCAAAAACAGAAAUAUUCAGGGGGGCACAGAAUGGUUCAGGAAAUAUCUGCAGAAAGGGAAGGGGUCUGUGGACUUUGCUAGAGUAUGGAGUAUGUGUUAUUAGUUGCUAUAUGCACUGUUUCAUUUUCAGUGCAUUGUAUUUAAUAUCAUUUACAGCUUGCUUAAACAUGCCAUGUGUAAUACUUGUGCCUUGCUCAUGUUUUGGCAAUCCCAGUCCUAUUACAUUGCUUAUUAUAUGUCUCAUCAUGUUGGUUGCACUGACUUACAUUGUAUGAUCCAACUUGAGUCUCAGUGAGAAAGGCAGACUAUAAAUAAUGUAAAUAAUGGAGGAAGAUUGGAUGGUGCUGAAGGAAUAUUUAAAACAGGAAAUGUAAUUCUGUAAGUAAGAAACAUCGCAUGUGGCUUUGGAAACAGAAAAAAAUCAAAGUUUUCUUUCAACAGUAGCACCACCUUUCAAGUACAAUCUCUUCGAACAGCUAGAAUAGAUACCCAUGGAGCAAUGGCUCUUUUGUUCUGCCUCUCCCCUCUCCAUUUGCUUCCUGAUCUCCAGCAGAAUCUUUGUAUACCUUCAACACCAGAUGAAACAACAAAAUGCUUGACAAGUCCUUGUGUGAACUCCAGCUGCUGAAAUAACUUUAAUACAAUAGAUUGCACUUAAUUUAAACAAGGCAGCAGUGUUCCUGUAAGGGUACUUUAUUUAGACAUAUAUCCAAAUGUUGAUGAAAUUAAAAACUAUUUUGUAUUUUA
Messenger RNA from Sphaerodactylus townsendi, 7020 nucleotides. RefSeq names its product nephrocystin 3 (gene NPHP3). Gene Ontology annotation, biological process: determination of left/right symmetry; convergent extension; kidney development. Lineage: Eukaryota; Metazoa; Chordata; Lepidosauria; Squamata; Sphaerodactylidae. Gene Ontology annotation, molecular function: protein binding. The record is from RefSeq and is a predicted model, not a curated record. The coding region runs from base 1074 to 5027 and encodes 1317 amino acids. The transcript is spliced from 27 exons.